Python bivittatus (Burmese python) is the source of this 832-nucleotide messenger RNA. The record is from RefSeq and is a predicted model, not a curated record. NCBI's taxonomy places the organism in Eukaryota, Metazoa, Chordata, Lepidosauria, Squamata, Pythonidae.
ACCUCGUGAGGCGUCUCCGGAGCGCGGGCGGCUGAAGGCUGUUUCUGACUGGGUUUCCUGGAGGCGAUCCAUAAAUCAAGUGGAUCAUGGAGGAGGCGUCGGCUGCUUCCACCUCGUCUUCUUGCCCCGAGCUCCAGCCCCGUUACCAGUUCGGUCUUCAGGAGACUCCGGAAAGCGGCGGAGGCGCGGGGUUGACCGACGAGUCCUUUCACCCUCAGCGAGGGAAAAAAGCCAACAGGGGCCCCACCGCGGCCUUCCCUCCGAGAGGGUUGGAAGAUUCUUAUUUUGGAGACAAGAGUUCUUAUGCAGAAAACAUUAGCACAGUAAAUAUGACAAGCCCUUCUUCAACCAGAGAUAUAAAGAUUUCUAGAAUACGGAAAACGCCUCUCUCAUCCAACCGAGUAGGAUAUAGAAACUCGACUCCUUUCAUGGGAUAUUCAGUAACAUCAUCUUCAGCAGUCUCCACUCACAGUAUUGCAUCUGUUAUUGUGGCUGUAAUAGAAGGGAGAGGACUUGCUAGAGGUGAAGUGGGAAUGGCAAGUAUUGACCUAAGAAAUCCAGAAGUAGUGCUAUCUCAGUUUGCUGAUAAUACAACAUAUACCAAGGUUAUCACCAAACUCAGAAUUUUAACACCCUUAGAAAUAAUAAUGUCAAACACUGCAUGUGAUUCAGGAAAUGCAACAAAACUGUACAGUUUGAUAGCAGAAAAUUUCAAGAAUGUGACAUUUACCACAGUCCAGAGGAAGUAUUUCAAUGAAACUAAAGGUUUGGAAUAUAUUAAACAAUUAUGUACACCGGAAUUCAGCACUGUUUUAAUGGAAGUUCAGUCCAA